UGUUUUUUUUUUGCUUGUUUCCAGUAAUCAAACAUGGCGGCUGCAGCUAUCGUAGACGAUUCGGCGCCCAUGAAAAUGGAGGUCGAUGUAGUGUCGAAAGGAGACGGGCUGAAGCAGUACUACAUAACUAAGAUAGAAGAGCUCCAGCUCGUGGUCUCCGACAAGACCCAAAACCUGAGGCGAUUGCAAGCGCAAAGAAACGAACUCAAUGCCAAAGUGAGAAUGCUUCGUGAAGAGCUGCAGUUGCUUCAAGAACAAGGAUCCUACGUUGGUGAAGUGGUCAAACCAAUGGACAAAAAGAAAGUGCUCGUCAAGGUCCACCCUGAAGGAAAAUUUGUGGUAGACAUUGACAAAAACAUUGACAUUGCUAAUGUAACCCCCAACAGCAGGGUAGCUCUGCGGAAUGACAGUUACACACUACACAAGAUAUUGCCAAACAAGGUGGACCCACUGGUAAGCCUUAUGAUGGUAGAGAAGGUGCCCGACUCUACUUAUGAAAUGGUGGGAGGCCUCGACAAACAAAUCAAAGAGAUCAAGGAGGUUAUUGAACUGCCUGUCAAGCACCCUGAGCUCUUUGAAGCACUGGGCAUUGCACAACCUAAGGGUGUGCUGCUGUAUGGACCUCCUGGUACUGGCAAGACGCUGCUGGCACGAGCCGUCGCUCACCAUACCGACUGCACUUUCAUCCGUGUCUCUGGAUCAGAGCUUGUACAGAAGUUUAUAGGAGAGGGCUCACGGAUGGUGCGUGAGCUCUUUGUCAUGGCAAGGGAGCAUGCGCCGUCUAUCAUCUUUAUGGAUGAAAUUGACUCCAUUGGAUCAUCCCGUAUUGAUGCUGGCUCGGGUGGUGACAGCGAGGUCCAGAGGACCAUGCUGGAGCUUCUGAAUCAACUGGACGGUUUCGAGGCAACCAAGAACAUCAAGGUGAUCAUGGCCACCAAUCGUAUCGACAUUCUUGACCCCGCACUUCUGAGACCUGGCAGGAUUGACCGAAAGAUCGAGUUCCCUCCGCCGAAUGAAGAGGCACGUCUAGACAUCCUGCGCAUCCAUUCACGCAAAAUGAACCUGACGCGAGGCAUCAACCUGCGCAAGAUUGCAGAGAUGAUGCCUGGUGCAUCAGGAGCUGAAGUCAAAGGUGUGUGCACCGAGGCAGGCAUGUAUGCCCUGCGGGAACGACGCGUCCAUGUCACUCAAGAGGAUUUUGAGAUGGCUGUUGCUAAGGUGAUGCAGAAGGAUGCAGAGAAGAACAUGUCUAUCAAGAAACUCUGGAAGUGAGGAGGUGGAAGUGUACAUAAAAGCAAGAGGGGCUCGCUGAACUGCCUGUUAUUUAGCUUUGGGAGGCACCGCAGGUAUGAGCUACUGUUUAGAAAAUUAAAGACCUGUGCUUCUUGUGUA
This is a messenger RNA of Rhipicephalus sanguineus (brown dog tick), 1392 nucleotides long. Its product is annotated as 26S proteasome regulatory subunit 8. Gene Ontology annotation, biological process: proteasome-mediated ubiquitin-dependent protein catabolic process. NCBI's taxonomy places the organism in Eukaryota, Metazoa, Arthropoda, Arachnida, Ixodida, Ixodidae. The record is from RefSeq and is a predicted model, not a curated record. Bases 34 to 1272 code for a protein of 412 amino acids. Gene Ontology annotation, cellular component: proteasome regulatory particle, base subcomplex. The transcript has 11 exons. Gene Ontology annotation, molecular function: ATP binding; proteasome-activating activity; ATP hydrolysis activity.